GCAGAUCUUGCAGCGCUGCGGACUGAUCAUGGGGGAGCCGAGCCAGAAAGAGACCAAGAAGCCGCUGAUCAACAGCAGGAAUGAUCCGGUGAAAAACUUCGAGAAGUGGAAGAAGAAAUACAGUAAGAAGAAGGAAAAGUGCAAGAGCCACAGGAAGCAGAAUAAGAAACCCGAGUGGCAGGUGGAAAAGGAGACCAUUACUCGCCUGGAACAGCGCUACUCGGAGAUCAAUACCAGUGAGAUUGUAAAAUUCUCAGAUUUCCCUCUGUCCAAAAAGACACUGAGAGGUUUGGUGGAAGGCCAAUACCGAUUACCUACAGAGAUCCAGAAACAGACAAUAGGCUUGGCCUUACAGGGAAAGGAUGUGCUUGGCGCUGCCAAAACUGGCUCCGGGAAAACACUGGCCUUCAUUAUUCCUGCUUUGGAAUGUUUAUACCGCCAGCAGUGGACAUCCGAUGACGGACUUGGGGUCCUCAUCAUAUCACCCACUCGAGAGCUUGCAUAUCAAACAUUUGAGGUAUUGAGGAAAGUCGGGCGCAACCAUGAAUUCUCAGCGGGGCUUGUCAUUGGUGGAAAGGAUUUGAAGCAAGAGACAGCGUGCAUCCACAGGACAAAUAUACUGAUUUGUACUCCCGGCCGGCUUUUGCAACACAUGGAUGAAACGUCUACCUUUCAUGCAUCUAAUCUUCAGAUGCUGGUUCUUGAUGAAGCAGACAGAAUACUGGACAUGGGGUUUGCAGACACAAUGAAUGCCAUUGUAGAGAACCUCCCUAAGAAACGACAGACACUCCUCUUCUCAGCGACGCAGACAAAAUCUGUCAAGGAUCUUGCGCGCCUCAGCUUAAAGGACCCUGAAUAUGUGUGGGUGCAUGAAAAUGCCAAGUUCAGCACCCCCGCCACUCUGGAACAGAACUAUGUUGUCUGCGAACUACAGCAAAAAAUCAACUUGCUCUACUCCUUUAUAAGGAAUCACCUGAAGAAGAAGAGCAUUGUUUUCUUCUCGAGCUGCAAGGAGGUGCAGUACUUGUUCCGUGCAUUCUGCAGGUUGCGGCCUGGUAUUCCCGUACUCGUUCUGCAUGGGAAGCAGCAGCAAAUGAAGAGAAUGGAAGUUUACAAUGACUUUAUACGAAAGAAAUCUGCAGUGCUGUUUGCUACAGACAUCGCAGCCAGAGGGUUAGAUUUUCCAGCCGUGAACUGGGUGCUUCAGCUCGACUGCCCUGAAGAUGCCAAUACGUACAUUCACAGAGUUGGAAGAACAGCCCGAUACAAGGAAGGAGGAGAAGCCCUGCUUGUUCUGCUUCCCUCCGAAGUGAAAGGAAUGUUCAAACAGCUAGAGGAGAAGAAAGUUCCUAUUAAUGAAAUUAAAAUUAACCCUGAAAAGCUCAUGGAUGUGCAAGGCCGUUUGGAAGCUUUUUUGGCGCAGGAGCAAGACCUAAAAGAGACGGCACAAAGGUGCUUCGUCUCCUACUUGCGCUCCGUUUAUUUGAUGAAGAACAAGGAAGUUUUUGAUGUUUUCAAGUUGCCCCUGACUCAGUAUGCCCAGUCCUUAGGCCUUGCAGUUGCUCCACGGGUUAGGUUCCUUCUCAAAGCUCAAAAUGCUCAGUCAACGUCUGUGAGCAAAGAUGACCCCGGCACAGCAAGUGAUCAAGAAAUAGAGGCAUUCAAGUCAAAGCUUGGUGGUAAACCAGCUGAUGACCAAAGCAGAGAUGAUGCUGACAAUGUCAAUUCUUCAGAGGAAGAGAGUAAUCUAGAAGAAGACUCUGAGGAUGACGAGCAAGAGCUUUCAGACAACCUAAAGCAAACAAGUUUGCAGUUUAUGAAUGAGGAUGAAGACGAUGAUGACUGUCGAGAUCUUGAUUUCCUCACAGUGAAACGGAGAGAUGUUUUUGGCAUAGAGGAUGGCAGCUUUAUUCCCGAAACGGAAAUGACCAAAUCCAAGCUGAAGAAAACAGAGAAAGUAUCUAAAGCAAAGGAGGCAAAGAAGGUUCUCAAGAAGAAAUUUCAAGUUAACACCAAAAUUGUCUUUGCGGAUGAUGGAGAGGUGAUCCAGCAGUGGCCCCAAAUCCAAAAAACUACAGUGAAAGAGGCAGAAGAGGAGGAUGAUUCAAGUGGCAUCAAUCUGGCUAAGGCAAAGGAGCGGCUGAACGAGGAGGAUAGGUUUGACAAAGAAGCUUACAGGAUGAAAAUCAAGGAGAAGCACAGGGAGAAGAGGCUGAAAGAGAAGGCAGCCAGAAGAGCAGCCAACAAGAAAGAAUCAGAGGAAGAGGAUGAAGCCGUGGCUUAUCUUGACCAUGAUGGCAGUGAAGAUGAACUUGACAUCAGUGCUCUUCCUGAUCCCGACAAAUACAGAGACAUGGAGGAAAGUGAUGGUGGAUCAGCACAGGAAAGCGCAAGUGAUCAUGAAGAAGAGCGGCCGAAGAAGAGAACAUACCAAAGCCUUGCCGGAAACCAAGCUGAAAAGUCUGCUGGCAUCAAAAAGAAGCGGGCGAAACAGAACUCCGAUGAGGACUUUGAACCUCUUAACACUGGACUUUCUCUGGCAGAGGACGAGGAGCUUGUGUUGCACCUACUGGGCCACAGCAGCUGAUUAUCUGUGUGUGUGCCACAUCGCCUUCAUUGGUACUGCAGCUCUUUGUAUUACACACCCAGUAUGGGCUCAGUAAAACUGUGACAGAGAAAGAACACUCACAAAAAGAUUCUGGGAAACCGUAUCUUCAGACAUUAGAAGACAUAAAAGUUGUAUUUCAAAAUAAUUACCCUUUUCUAACAAUGUAAACUUUUUUCCUCUGGAAUACGUUAAAAGGGAACAUUAGGGGAAACAAUCUGAGCAGAUAGUUAGCCUUUGGGGAAGACAUAAAUUGAGAAGACCCCAAAGAUGUAAGAAGGCUGUAUUUUCCUGUCCUCUACAUCACGUAUCCAACCUCUGGUCAGUAGCAGCUCUGGAUCCUCCAUAAGAUGUAUUUGAUUGUGUUUUACAUGUUAGGAGCAGAGAAGGAUAGCUUUGGAGGAGUUUGUGACAGUGGUGUAACUAGGGUCAAAUGUGCUUAGGUGCAGGAUUUGCUCCCACACUUCCCAUCCACCUAUGGGCCUCCUUCUCUGGGCGCGCACAUGCAGCAGGACCGUAUUCCACCUACCUUUGAGUGCCAGCUCUGACAGGCCCCUAGGGGUUGUGGGCCCAAGUGCAAUUCUACUUUACACCUCUGGUUUGUGACCCACAGCUGAUGUAUCCACACAACCACAGCUUGGAGUAUCAAACCAAUAUUAUAGAGCUUUGACAUGAUCACUUGGCUCUAUACCUAGGCUGCUGCCUGAAUUCCAUUUAUUCAGGAUACCAAUGUGCUGUGUCUAGGACUUGUUUAAUGGCAGGGCAGAAAGGGCAUUUGCUUUAGACUUGUCUUGUUGGGAAAAUAAACCAGUCAUUUUAUAUUAUGUAGCAAUUUCCAAAUAUUUUAGCCUUUAAAUGAAGCAUGCCCAAGCUGCAGGCAUCAUGUAGUUGUUAUAAUAACCAUUAUCAUUUGGAUCUCUCACCUUUGCAUUGCUGGGGUCCUACUUUACUUUAAUGAGAAUAGACUUCUAUCAUCGGUAAGUGAUGUAAGUUCCCAGCGAGCAGGGAAAGAAAUGGGGGCUGCAUUCGCGCAUCUUUCCGCUGCACCGGAUCUACACAUGCAAAUAGGAUCAUUGUUUCCUUUCUAUAAAUACAAGUUUUUGUUCAAGGUGUCAUCCUAGAGACGUCUGACAGUUACCAAUGCUGAGUAAACAAGUGGGAAGUGUAAUGGAGAGAGAAUAUAUAGAAUGCCGCUAUUUUUGGCUUCAAUUUGUAUUUUGCAUUUGGAAAUUCACUAUCGACAUCUUCUCUACACAAUUAAAAAGAAAAGUGUUCUUA
Molecule: messenger RNA, 3883 nt
Organism: Xenopus tropicalis (tropical clawed frog)
Lineage: Eukaryota; Metazoa; Chordata; Amphibia; Anura; Pipidae
Gene: ddx10
Product: DEAD-box helicase 10
Cellular component (GO): cytoplasm
Molecular function (GO): RNA helicase activity; hydrolase activity; ATP binding
Source: RefSeq, marked provisional